AUGCCUGUGGUGAGUGGCGAUCAGAUGAUCAUGCUUUAUUUCAGUGCUCAGCUGGCGCGGGCCCAUUUCGAGAAACAACCGCCGAGCAAUUUGCGCAAAAGUAAUUUUUUCCACUUCGUCGUCGCGCUGUACGACCGGGCCGGUCAGCCUGUCGAGAUCGAACGCACCCAGUUCAUAGACUUCGUCGAAAAGGACAAGGAGCCCGAAAACGUCAAGACCAACAACGGCAUCCAUUACAAGCUGUGGCUGCUCUACGCCAACGGCAUUCGCCAGGAACAGGACGUUUACGUACGCCUCAUCGACAGCGUCACAAAGCAGGUAGGUGCCUGUUCCGUUGUUUGCAUCAGAUUUUUUGUAUUGUGCCUUUUCGGCUUGUCGUACUCUUCAUUCCGCCGCAUGUCACGUGUCAUCGUUAUUUCACCUCCUCCCUUGAGCAGCGUAUCUGUGAAAUACGGUCAUUGUUUUCACGUUCGUCCCGCUGUUGCGCUUGAUUUAUCAGCUUCCGAUCGAGCACUACCAUUAACGGCGGUGGCCAGGUGCUCCGUCGCACGUGUCGAAGCACGGCGGCGUGGCUUUCAUUCAUUCGGACCACUGCCAGUCACCGUUGACCCCUAA
Messenger RNA from Soboliphyme baturini, 615 nucleotides. NCBI's taxonomy places the organism in Eukaryota, Metazoa, Nematoda, Enoplea, Dioctophymatida, Soboliphymatidae. The record is from the annotation of a GenBank genome assembly.